Messenger RNA from Sporothrix schenckii 1099-18, 342 nucleotides. RefSeq lists its product as uncharacterized. The coding region runs from base 1 to 342 and encodes 113 amino acids. The transcript has a single exon. Lineage: Eukaryota; Fungi; Ascomycota; Sordariomycetes; Ophiostomatales; Ophiostomataceae. The record is from RefSeq and is a predicted model, not a curated record.
AUGACCUCAUGGGCCGAAAUUCGAACAAGUCAAUUCAACGACACGCUCCUCAUGUACACCGUAUCGUACAAAAGAAACGAUACCACUGUAUCUACCAACGCAUCGGAUCCGCGUCUCGUAGUCCUGGUCCGCAGCAGGGGUAGUCGUCUUGUUGGUGUCGACGUUGGCGCGCAGAGAUGGGCCGAGAUGACGAAUGGGCCAAACACGACGCCGUCUCUCGACCCGACCCGACGUACUGGGACAGGAACUCGUGUUUUAGUCAUAUGUCGCGCUGACGCCUACUACGAGAACAAGCCAAUGGUGUAUACAGCAUAUUCUGAUACGGACAACCAUAGUCGUUGA